Messenger RNA from Schistocerca gregaria, 630 nucleotides. RefSeq names its product cuticle protein 16.5-like. The record is from RefSeq and is a predicted model, not a curated record. The transcript has 2 exons. The coding region runs from base 61 to 501 and encodes 146 amino acids. NCBI's taxonomy places the organism in Eukaryota, Metazoa, Arthropoda, Insecta, Orthoptera, Acrididae.
AGCAGGAGCAGCAGCAGGAGCAACAGCAGCAGACGCAGUCUAGAUACCUCUACCACCAACAUGAAGUGCCUGAUCGUCCUGAGUGCUGUCGUGGCCGUGGCCCUGGCCAAGCCCGGCUUCCUGGGGGCGGGCGUCGCCGCCCCCGCCUACGCCGCAGGCCUCGCUGCCGCCGUCCAGCCAGCCCCUGUCUAUGUGGGCGGCAUCCACCCCGGCCUCGCCGCCUACGGCCCGGCCAACAUCGUCGUCGGGCCCGGCGGCUACAACCUGGACACCCCUGACGUGGCCGCCGCCAGGGGCGCCCACCUGGCCGCCGUCGCCCAGACGAGGGCCCGCGACGCCGCCAUCAACGGCGCCGCCCUCGCCGCCGCCUCUGCCGCCGCCUACGGCGCCUACGCUGCCCCAGCCGUGGUCGCCGCCCCUGCCGUCGCCGCCGUCGCCCCAGCUGUCUAUGGUGGUCCUGGGGCUGCCUUCCUGGCUGCCAAGGCUGCUUACCAUGGUUAACCUGUAAUAACCAAGGAUUUUCUGUAGAACUGCCAUACUGUGCCGUUGUUCAAUGCUCUCGCUGCUCAGGAGGCUAUUGUAAUGCUGUCUGUUGUACAAAUCUCUUCUCAAUAAACCCUCUUUUUUAUU